AUGAAUAUGAACGACCUUCGAUCCAGCCAGUCUUCCUACGGGGAUCCCAGAUACCUCUCUCAGGCCUCCUUUGGGGCUCCUCCGCCGCCUCCAGCCAAGGCACUCAUAAAUGGCUACCGCGAUGAUCUGGACUCUCAAGAUGGAGGGAAAGGGCGUUACAACCCGCUAAACGCUGCGCAUCCACGAAGUUCGGCCUUGCUCAACGCCAAUGACCCAGUGACCAUGUAUCUCCUGACCGAAACCGCCAUGGGUGACAGUGUGAACUAUGAGAUUCUCUCUUUGGAGGAAGUGGAGGAACUGAAGAAAGAGUACACAUUUCUGUCCGGUCGCGUGGAAUCCACUAGACGGAAAUUAGCGUUGGAAACGAAACUCCGCGAUGCCGCCAAGUCGCUCAACAGAUUGUAUACUCCUCAAAGCCCCCGGACAAGUGAAGAAUUCGACGGUGCAGGCUCGCCCAAAUCUCGCCGCAGUAGCCGCAGGAGUUUGUUCGGACACAAUAAAAACAACGGCACCGCUGAUAAGACGGAUGAGGAGCUGGCCGUGAGCGUUCGCAAAUGCGAGGACCUUUCCCUGGAGCUUUGGAAGUUGGAGCGCAGGGUACAGAAUAUACAGCGGAGAUUAUUGGAACACACCGCUGGUGUCCUGCAGAUGACCCACAAGGGUUUGAAGAAAAACCCGAAAAGCAAUGGCUUGGAGUAUGAAGAUAACGUAAAUGGCAAUGGCCACACGCAUGAAUUCGACGAUCGGAGUUUAUACAAGACGACAGACCAUUUCGACGAAUUUGGUGGACUUGGUAAGGGAGGAUUGGACCACCACAAUGGUUCGGGGUCCAUGGCUGUUGGCGUCGAGGCCAUUCAGAACACCGAGAGGAAAUUGGAAGCUUUGAGUGAACGCAUGCGUGAUAUGAUCUUACAGGCCAACCCCGACGAUGAAUUUGAGCCUAUCCCUCAGCCAUCUACCAAUGGAGGACCAAUCAACCCUACCGCAACAGUUGAGGCGUAUCUAGCAUAUAUUGAAAAUGGUAUGGGCAUGCUACGCUCGAAUCCAAUUGCAAAUCCAACGAGUGCCUCUCGCGAGAUCGAGUCCGAUGAAGGCACCACACAACAUGUUGGAGAGGUCAACGCUCGACUGCAUUAUAUUGUGGGCCAGUCUGGGCUCUCUCGCGGGCCCACGCUUCCUCCCCCGCCUGACUCGUCUAAGAGCGGCCUGCAGGAACAACUCUCAUACCUCACUGCUGGUGUUGAUGGUCUUCAAAGUCGUGUUGAAGGGUUGCUUGAGCAAAAGAGUAUUUUGACUACUCAAAUCCAACAACAGCGAGAGCUCAAUUCCAAGUCUGAUGCCGAAAGAGAUGCCCACAUCGCCGAUUUGGUCGAACAGUUAGCCCACGCCCGAAAGCAAUUUGAACUCUCCGAACGCGAGGGUCAGAGCUCUAGAGAUGAGUUAUCUUUGGUGAUGGAGCAACUGGACGCAGUGCGCCAGGAAUUGGCUCAUCACCAACAAGAAGCCAGCACAGAGACCACUAGAAAUAUUGGCAAAGACGAUGAUGCUGAGGCUUUGGCAUCUGAGAAAGAAUCUCGUGCACGGGCAGAGGCAGAAGUUGCACGUUUGGGUGCUGCCAUGGAAAAACUCCAGCUUGAGAUUAAUGGACAUGCUGAAUCCCACGAGCAUCGGGAACGAGCAGAGGCCGAGGUUCUACGCUUGGAGGCUGCGAUCCAGCAACUCCAUACUGAGAAGGAAGGCCAUUCCGAAAUACACGAAGCACGAGUGCGAGCAGAAUCUGAAGUUUCGCGCUUGGAGGCCGCCAUGGCACAACUUCAAGCCGAGGUGGCUGGACACGCUGAAGUGCACGAAGCUCGUACGCGGGCAGAUGCAGAGGUUACUCGUUUGGAAGCCACCGUGCAACAACUCCAGGCGGAGAUUGAUGGACAUGCUGGAUCACGCGAACAUCGUGAGCGAGCAGAGGCGGAGGUCCUACGUCUGGAGGCUGCAGUCCAACAACUCCAUGCCGAGAAGGAAGGACACGCGGAGGUGCUCGAAGCACGGGAGCGGGCAGAAAAUGAGGUCAAGCGCCUGCAAUCCCACAUUGAAGAGCUUCGCUCGGGUACCGACAAGCAUUCCGAUGAAGUUGCUGCGGCCCGCGCUGAGGCAAAUAGCGAAAUUGCACGCCUACAGAGUGUCAUUGAUCAACUGAAUGGUGACGCCAAUGCCAGAGCAGAGGAAGUUACCGAGACCCAAGAACGCACAGAACAGCAAAUCUCGCAACUCGAGGAAACCAUAAAUCAAAUCCGCAUUGAAUCUGACACUCGGGUGAAAGAAGCUGCCGAUGUGCGGGCUCAUUCCGAGGGUGAAGUUUCUCGGCUGGAAGCUGCCAUGGAACAGCUCCGUAUUGAUGUCGAGGCUCAAGUCAAGGAGGCGACCGAGGGACGCGCCCAAGCCGAGGAGAACGCUGCUCGCUUGCAGGCCGAAUUGACUGAGAUCGAAGGAGAAGUGGUGAGAGUUUCAACAGAGCUCACAAUGGCCAGAGCAGAGCUCGAUGGGGCUUACGGUAGCCGAUCUCAACGGGCCGCAGUGGCUUCCAACCCUGCCAUCCAGAGAGAACUCGACGCUCUUAACACCAGGAACAUUGAGCUUGCAGAGGAGCUUGCAGCUCUCAAGGCCAGAAAGCCUGGUAACAAUGACCUGCAACAUCGCGCACAGACGCUGGAGAAGGAGCUCCGAGAAACGAUUGAUGACUAUGAAUCCAUGACAAAAUCCAGCAUUGAGUUCGAGAAAGAACGUGAAGGAUUUGAAGUAAUCAUUGAUGGGCUCCGUGACCGCUGUGAACAGUUGGAGACCCAGAUCAAUGAGGAACGCAUCAACUGGAUGGGACUCCAUAGCCCGACCUCAAUGGGCCGUGAUGGCACAACAUCCGAGACCACGUCCACAAUGGUGCUGAAGAACGAAUUCAAGAAGAUGAUGCGUGAUACCCGCAUGGAAAACAUGAAGAUUCUCAAGGCGGAACACGAGGAACGCCGACGACUUGAAAACUUGAUCCGCAACAUGAAAAGAGAGCAGGCUAAUAACGCCCCUAAUGGGACGUCCAACCAGGGCGUCACGGCUUUAUGA
Aspergillus wentii DTO 134E9 is the source of this 3105-nucleotide messenger RNA. RefSeq names its product involucrin repeat protein. Bases 1 to 3105 code for a protein of 1034 amino acids. The transcript has 3 exons. The record is from RefSeq and is a predicted model, not a curated record. NCBI's taxonomy places the organism in Eukaryota, Fungi, Ascomycota, Eurotiomycetes, Eurotiales, Aspergillaceae.